UUUUUGAAGCUAGAGAUGAUGAAAGUGCCAGCCUUUCCAGAGUGGUCAUCUGCACUUAACGGUAACUGCGAAGAUCAAUGCUUGAAAAACUGUUCAUGUGUGGCUUAUGCAUAUGACGCUGGCAUUGGUUGUAUGCUGUGGAGCGGGGAUUUAAUUGACAUCCAGAAAUACUCCAGAAGUGGAGUGGAUCUUUACAUUCGUAUGGCAUCUUCAGAACUUGAUAAAAAGAAAGACAUAAGUGCAGUUAUCAUUAUUGUAGCAGUGAUCGGGGUUGUAAUCAUCUUUACAAUCUCUACAUUUUUCUUAUGGAGCCGGAUGGCUAAAUAUAGAGGCAGGAAACAGAAAAUCAAAGAGAAGCUGCUAUUCAACAUCGGAAAAGCCGUGGACAAAUUUUCUAUUGAUGACGUGGUUGGAGAAAAUUUAAUUGAAGUCAAACUCCAGCAGCUACCGCUAUUCAAUUUUGAGGAACUAGCAACUGCAACAAACGACUUUCAUGUCACAAAAAUGUUGGGAGAGGGUGGUUUCGGUCCAGUAUACAGAGGAACAUUACAAGAUGGAAAGGAAAUAGCAGUGAAGAGAUUGUCAAGAGCCUCUGGCCAGGGAUUAGAAGAAUUUAUGAAUGAGGUGGUGGUGAUUUCUAAACUCCAACAUCGAAAUCUUGUUAGAUUACUUGGCUGCCGUGUUGAAGGAGAAGAGAACAUGCUAGUCUAUGAGUAUAUGCCCAACAAAAGCUUGGAUGCUUUUCUCUUCGAUCCAAUCAAACAAGAAGUCUUGGAUUGGAAUAAACGCUUCAAUAUUAUUGAAGGAAUUAGCCGGGGUUUACUUUAUCUUCAUAGAGAUUCAAGAUUGAGGAUUAUACAUAGAGAUCUAAAAACGAGUAAUAUUUUACUGGAUCAAGAGUUAAAUCCAAAAAUUUCAGAUUUUGGGAUAGCAAGGAUUUUUGGAGGGAAUGAAAAUCAAGCCAAAACUAAAAGGGUGAUGGGAACUUAUGGUUAUAUGUCUCCCGAGUAUGCAAUGCAAGGACAAUUUUCAGAGAAAUCCGAUGUAUUCAGCUUUGGAGUUAUAUUGCUAGAGAUUGUUAGCAGAAGAAAAAACACAAGCUUUUACGACAAUCAGCAUUCUUUUAGCCUUUUGGGAUAUGCAUGGAAAUUGUGGAAGGAGGACAACAUUUUAGGUUUAGUAGACAUGGAGGCUUCUGACCCGAGCUAUGAUGAGAAAGAAAUUUUGAGAUGCAUACAUGUGGGAUUGUUAUGCGUUCAAGAAUUUGCUAAAGAUAGGCCUACAAUGUCAAGAGUAGUUUCAAUGCUUAACAGUGAGAUUGUGGAUCUUCCUCCUCCAAAACAACCUGCUUUCACUGAAAGACAAAUUAACCAAGAUGCUGACUCCUUCCCAAAUAAUGAAGAUAGAUUUUCGGUGAAUGAUGUAACUCUUACAGACUUUGAUGGCCGAUAAGAAGAUAGGCUUAAAAUAAUGAGAGAUUUCAUAUAAACAAUUGCAUGUAAGUGAUAGGCUAAAGCUUGGCUCAAUUAAAAAACUCAAACCUCAAGCUGAGGCGAGCAGUUUUUUUUUUUUUUUAACAUAUGUGAGCUCCACUUGAAUAACAAUCUAACUAUUUAAACUCAAUUUGAUUAGACUGAUUAACAUCAAUUAAAGUAAAAUGUGAAUAUAUUUAUUUUAUAUGUACUGCCACAAAACCAGGACAGCAAUUUGACCAAAUAGUAUACCUAUUUACAAAGUCAACGAACAAUGCAUCCUGGACAAG
Theobroma umbraticum is the source of this 1762-nucleotide messenger RNA. Its product is annotated as G-type lectin S-receptor-like serine/threonine-protein kinase At1g11330. The record is from RefSeq and is a predicted model, not a curated record. Gene Ontology annotation, cellular component: plasma membrane. Gene Ontology annotation, molecular function: protein serine/threonine kinase activity; ATP binding. Lineage: Eukaryota; Viridiplantae; Streptophyta; Magnoliopsida; Malvales; Malvaceae. Gene Ontology annotation, biological process: protein phosphorylation.